Molecule: messenger RNA, 1473 nt
Organism: Daldinia loculata
Lineage: Eukaryota; Fungi; Ascomycota; Sordariomycetes; Xylariales; Hypoxylaceae
Product: NAD(P)-binding protein
Exons: 2
Coding region: 508-1266 (252 amino acids)
Source: RefSeq, a predicted model, not a curated record
CUUAGAAUGGAAACCGGGGGGCUUUGCGACUUGAGUUGUGUGGACCAUAGGCUAACCGGGAUGUCUAACCCUCCGCAGGUCUGCGGCUGAGCCACCGACGAUACUUCACUUUGGGGGCCCCGGAUUCUGCGCGAGGUACGAAGUAGGUCUUUGCGACGGUCGUCUUUCGGAUCUAUGGGACGAGUUGGAUUCAUCCGCUUGUUAUUGGGAAUGUGUAACGGUGUAAUGGUUUGUGUAUUGAUGUAUAAAGUAAUAAUAUAAAAGACUGUCCUUCCUUUGAAAUGGUAGCUGGAGUUUUAUACAUACAUCUUCAGACAUCAGAGUCCAUUGCAACUUGCACAUUAUAUCGAAAACAGCAUAGCAUAUAUUGACACGAUACCGACUCAUCGUUAAUGCACAUCUAUAUACUCAGGACUUACAAGCAGUGAUUACAAUAUAUAUAACUUACCCUUCAAGUUACCUACGAAUCUACGACAGAUACUCACACAUACACCAAAGCAAAUCAACAUGGCCUCAUCAAGCAACACCAAACUCACCGCCUUCAUGGGCGCUUCCGGGGGCAUCGGCCUAGGCGCACUAACCCGAGCACUAGCCGCGGGCCACACCUGCAUCGCGCUCUGCCGGACUCCAUCCAAGCUCACAGACCGACUCCCCGCAGACCAAUUCCCAAACCUAAAGGUCGUGCAAGGCAACGCGCACGACGCCGCCGCCGUAGCCCAAUGUCUAGUCGUCGGAACCCAGCCCGUCGACGCCAUCGUCUCGACCAUCGGGGGCGUCUUACAAUUCUCGCGCAUGACGCUGGACGACCCACACGUCUGCGAGAAGGGCAUGACAGCGCUACUAGCCGCCAUCUCCCUCGUGCGGGAAAACCACCACCGCACCCCACUUACCACAGAACACUGGCGUCCGCGCGUCACCGUGGUAAGCACAUGCGGGAUCUCGCGGUCGGCGCGCGACGUGCCCAUCCUGUUCGUGCCUAUGUACAAGAUCAUGCUGCGGGUGCCGCACGAGGACAAGAUCGCUAUGGAGAAGCUACUCGUGGACGGGGCGGGCGACCGUGGCUACACGUAUUCGAUUGUGCGGCCUAGUUUCUUGGUCGACGAGGCGGCGCCGCGGAGGGAGAUUCGUGUGGGGCUGGGGGAUGCGCCGGCGGUGGGGUAUGUGAUUUCUAGGGAUGAUGCGGGGAGGUGGAUUUAUGAGAAUUUGUUGGAGGGGAAGGGGGACGGGGGGAUGUAUGAGGAUAUGGUUGCUACGAUUACUUGGUGAGGUGAGGUGGAGGUGGUGGAUUAUACGGUGUAUGUAAUGUGAUUCUGGGAUUGCUGUGAAUUCAGAUGGCGUUGGUUAGACGAUGGUGUUUUGUUUGAAGGAUGGGAUGUAAAACGGUGUGUGAUUUGCUGGCGUCAUUUAGAGGUUAUUUCUAUGGUCAGAAUAGACAAAUAGACAAAUAGACAAAUAGACAAAUAGACAAAUGGA